AAAUCGAAAAUAACAGAAAACUAAAAUAUUGAAAAUGAAUCGUCUAGCUGUUGUGCUGACCAUUGUAUUUGUCACCAUUGUAACAUCGGAAAAUUCAUCAUCAGAAGAACAAGGAGAGAAUAAGUUCAACGAUUUGAUAGCUUGUAAAAACGAAACUGGUGCGUCUGACAUAGACAUGGGUCGAGUGAUAAUUCGUGCAAAUCCGAUCACACAGACAGGAAAAUGUUUGACUGCAUGCUACUUGGACAAACUCGGAAUAAUGACACAAGAAAAAUUCGAACCAGAGAACAUCCUGAGUUAUUUGGAUGACGUAACAUUAGUUGGAAGCAAUGGCAAAACUCUCGACAAAGUAGUUAAGGAGAUAGCUGACGAAUGCAAAGCAAUAUUCGAUACCGACAAAUGUGAAUCCGCUGCCAAAAUUUUGAACUGUUUGAAUGCUUCAGCUAAGAAACGUGGUUUCUGUCCAAAUGUGUUUUAAGUUAUACUUGAGUCUGAGUGAAAAGCAAUUGUAAAUUCUGAUUAAUAAAUUAAAUAAAAUCAAAUUUUUUAA
Messenger RNA from Bradysia coprophila, 550 nucleotides. Its product is annotated as general odorant-binding protein 28a-like. Lineage: Eukaryota; Metazoa; Arthropoda; Insecta; Diptera; Sciaridae. The record is from RefSeq and is a predicted model, not a curated record. Gene Ontology annotation, biological process: sensory perception of smell. Gene Ontology annotation, molecular function: odorant binding.